Molecule: messenger RNA, 2950 nt
Organism: Portunus trituberculatus (swimming crab)
Lineage: Eukaryota; Metazoa; Arthropoda; Malacostraca; Decapoda; Portunidae
Exons: 5
Coding region: 1101-1946 (281 amino acids)
Source: RefSeq, a predicted model, not a curated record
GUCAAUCUUACCCUUUUAACCGGUGAACUUAACAUAUGACACUGCGUGAUGUGGUGUGGUGGUGGUGGUACUCAUGGUGGUGCAACGUGGAGCGCUGAAGUAUUAGAUAUGGUGUGCCGUGGCGGUGUGGAAUGGUGCUGAUGUGUAGCGUGGUGACUCUAUGUGCCUUGGUACUAUGUAUGGUGUGGUGGUGUACGUGUAAAUGCUUGAUACGGUGUGACGUCGUUCAUGUGAUGUGAAAUGGUAAAAUGGUGUGAUUCGGCAAUAUGAGGUUGUAUGACGUAGCUUUGGGUAUACACUCGUGUUACAUAGAGCUAUACCGUAACAGGUACGAGUCAAUGGCGUCCUUGCCGUGUGGAGUUAUUUUUACACCCGAACAUGAAAGUCCUCUGGGUGGUCUAGCUCCGACACGAAAACCUUUGUUGCGCAAACGAGACCCUUUUGUGUACGUGACAGUCUUUUCACCGCAUCAGCACCAUCAUCACAUACAUUACGUAAAGUAGAAACACCACUAGAACCACCCCUACCACAAAUAACGACAUUUGAGGACUUAAUUUUCCAUACCCUUCACUUUUUCUUUUUGAACAACUAAAAUGGUUUUACUUUAUGUAAAAUUCAAGUGUCACACUCUUUGGCUGGAUGGUAGAGAGUUUAAUAAAGAACACUCAGGAAUUUUGGAGGGAGUUCAUCCAACUAUACAGAGAUUUUCCUGUAUUGUGGAAAGUAAAAAGUGACGAGUUCAAGAACAGAAGCUUAAAAAGUGAAUGCUACGCGAAAUUAAUUGACAAAAUAAGAGAAAUUGACCUAAAUGCCCCUCGUUCCACAGUAGCCAAGAAAAUAAAUAGUUUACGUUCCAGCUAUCGACGGGAACUGAAGGUGAUGAAUAGUGUGAAGUUAGGUGCUGGGUUGGAUGAUAUUUACAAACCUUCACUGUGGUUCUUCGAUGAUUUCUGUAAUCUGCAGGAGCAGAGAGAAGCAAUUCAUGUAGGAAGUUUUCAUGUGUGAAUUUAUUUCUUUUUUAAGCCAUUCUUUCAUCCACACCUUUCUUUUCACAAUUCCCUUUUCUUUUUCAUCGUCUAAAGGCAGAAGAAUGGCUAUGCAUGCAGGCGCUUUACUCAUCUUCACUCCACAACUUCCAAAAGAAAAAACAAGACCGUCAAGCAGUGAUGCGAGUGUGGGGUGUGAGUAUGGCAUGGACGAGACGCGAAGGAGUGUCCCUGGCAGCAGUAGGGGCGGUGAUAGUGCCGAUGGUGGCGUCCCUCGUCACCUAUACCUUCGUCUCGCUACCCGGGGAAGCCAUCGCCUUGGACCAGACGGGCUCCCUCGUGGUGCUCCUGGUGCUACUCAAGAUCUUCGUUCUUGGCAUUUCUGGUCACUUGCCGUUUGAUCUGAACAAGCUGUGGAGUCAUCACGGACGACGCGAGAAGAGGACACUCCCUUACUUGCUGCAGGAGAGCCUGGAGGAAGACCUGCCCUGCACAGUGAGGAUCCUGUGUGAACUCGAGACAGCCGCGAGGACAUCGAGCGAGGAUGAACUUCCAGAUGUCUCUACGCUUCAUCACGGAGAGGUGGAUACACGAGGCCAGACAACUGGUGACGGAGACAGAGUGGACGGAACACUGCUGGAGGUAGAUCACGUGGUGGACUUCCACGAGGAAGCUGUCGCUGCGCUAUUCCAAGAGGACGCGCGUGGUACUGCAGUUCUUUCUCUCCUUGCGGGACUCACUGGACCUGGUCUUUGUGAAGCCGCCUACGCCCACUGCCCUGGCUCCCUUACAGCCCGGCAAGCAAUGGGGGUGUUGUUCAAUGAGCUGCACAUUGCCCCCGCUACGCCCAUGGACCUUACCACCACCACAGCUUCGACGCAACCGGCCACACCACACCCAAACUUGGGACACGCAAGGAUGAGAAGAAAUCAAACGCUCAGCGCCAUUACACCUGCAUAGCAAUACAGCAACACAUAUCAACACUACAAAGGCUAAUCCUCAAUACAGAAAAUAUAACUUUCAACGCAACAUCAUCUGACUUUUCAAAGAGUAGCGCAAGCUGCAACAAAGUAUCAAUCAAGAAACAACAUACUCUUAACUCAACAGCAUGAUCUUUAAAAGUUAAACACCAACAUCUGGUUCCCAACAACGGCAACACUGGAUAAAAAGAAGUACACUACGAUUAACGCCUUUCAACACAGCAACUUGAAUCCUAGCAACACAUGGGUUUCAAACCGUGUAUUGAGAUCUAUAGCAGCUACAAUAAACUCUACAUAGCAAUGCUGUACUUAUGAUAUAGUAGCUCAUGACUUUCUGAAUUUCAACACUGCAAUAUAUAAUUUUAAAUACAGCAACACCUGAUUCAUCACACAAACACCUGAAUCAACACAUCAACACCUGAUUCAACAAAGAAGCACCUAACUCUCAAUAUAUCAAAAAAUAAAUAUCAACAGCAACAGCAACAUUUGACUCUCAACACAACAAAACCUGACUCUCAAUUGAGUAACACCAGACUCAACAAAGCAACACCUGACUCAACACAGUAAUACCUGACUCAACAAUGUAACAAUGGACUUAAAAAAGCAGCCCCUGAAUCUCAACACAGCUCCCGCUGAAUCUACACAACGACACCUGGAAAAAAUUUGUAAUAUGUAAAGCAUAAAAUCAAUAAUAAUAAUAACAAUAAUAAUGAUAAGAAGUAUAAUGAUAAUAAUAAUAAUAAUAACAAUAUCAAUAAUAAUAUUAAUAAUAAUAAUAAUAAUAAUAAUAAUAAUAAUAAUAAUAAUAGUAAUGAUAAUAAUAGUGUCAGCAAUUGGAUGUAUGAAGAAAAUUACAGCAACAUACAUAAUUUAUCUGAUGCAAUGACACGACUUUAUUUUAACAUUCACUUUUAGUAGCCGUAAUAAUAAAGUUGUUAUAUCUUAUUUGUUACUGUUAGUAGUAAGUAAAGUUUACAUGCACUA